AUGCAAUCUGUAGUUACAUUCGAAAAACCUCUACCCCAUCUAAGUCUACCGGAUUGGGAUGCCAGACUCUACGGUUUGCAGGUGACGGCAGACACUAGACGUGCCGAUGCCUUCGACCUUCGACACGGCGCUCACCAACUCCGCAAUGAAACUAGAAUUAAGACGGAAUGGGAUAGCUACCAUAAUAAUAACCGAUUGCGAGCCAGAGUAUAUGAAAUAGAGCAAUGGAAAUCAACCCUUCAAGAGCUUUUGGAUCGCUUGGAUAGAGAAAUGAGUGCUCUGAAAGAAGAAAAAGCAUCUACUGAAAGGGAGUUGGAGCAAUUGAAUAUGCCUCUACUCGUUUGUUCUGAAUGUCUAUCAAAUAGGGACGGAAGAAGGAGUAGUGAACUGACUUAUGACCUCGCUGACACUGAAUUAAAAAAGGAACUCUGUGUAACGGAAAGUAAUAAGAAAAUGCUGAUAGAUAGAUGUCAAUCAGCGUGGGAGAAGAUCAAUAAGUUGGAAGUAGUGAAAUUUAAAUUACAACUAGAUCUCAAUGACAAGAAUGAGGCUUUACAGAUCGACAAAGACAUGCUGAGUUUGGAAAAGAACAGCGCGAAUAUAACUUACAAAACCGAUUCACUUAAGAAUCCCAACAGAAUGAUAACAUACGAGCAAUGGCUGGAUAAAUGCGAAGCAACAAAGAAGAUGGCGGUUGACGAACUUCAAGACACUCUGAGGUUAAGAGAGUCGCUGUUCGUUGCACGUGGUCGAGCAAGGAACGCGCUGCGAGCUCAAACUGAUGUUACCAACUAUAUGAUGAGAAGACGAAUAUAUGACACACAGAGAGCGAGAAAUGAACUACAGUGGCAGAAACUGAAGAUGGAAGAAAAUAUGGACAAACUGGCAACAGAACUUAAGACUAUAGGCGAACAGUUUGCAGACAAAGUUAAUGCAUUAAAAGUAGCCGAAACUCGUUUAGAGACGCGUGGUUACCGACCGGGAGUGGAGCUUGCUGCAGAUGAAGCGGAUAUCGGCUUAAAAGAAGAAGUACGUAAUCUGAGAGAGACAAUACGUCAACUGCAAGAGAAACAAGACUGCGCUAAGGCCACAUACAACGCUCUAGAAGCUGCAUCAAUAAAGAUUGCCAUAGAUCUCAGCGAUAAGGAGCAGUCAUUGGAAACGGACACUCAAGCCCUUGAAAUGAGGGAGGCUUUAGAGCCCAAGAAACCACAGGGCACUGACAAAAAUUUGAUACUCGCUAGCAUACAAGACGAACUACCAAAAGUUGAAGCAUAA
This is a messenger RNA of Danaus chrysippus (African queen), 1278 nucleotides long. The record is from the annotation of a GenBank genome assembly. NCBI's taxonomy places the organism in Eukaryota, Metazoa, Arthropoda, Insecta, Lepidoptera, Nymphalidae.